This is a messenger RNA of Drosophila ficusphila, 842 nucleotides long. RefSeq names its product signal peptidase complex subunit 2 (gene Spase25). The record is from RefSeq and is a predicted model, not a curated record. Gene Ontology annotation, cellular component: signal peptidase complex; membrane. Bases 145 to 726 code for a protein of 193 amino acids. NCBI's taxonomy places the organism in Eukaryota, Metazoa, Arthropoda, Insecta, Diptera, Drosophilidae. The transcript is spliced from 2 exons. Gene Ontology annotation, biological process: protein targeting to ER.
CAGGGAAGGCCGUUCACCAUCUGGCAGCACUGUGUCGCGUUGUCACAAAAAAGGGAAUCUCCUGCGAAAACAGUUUUCCUGGCUGCCACGCACGGCUUUUUAAAUAAACGAGGACCGGAGAAGGAUAUUAGCGCGACUCUAGACAUGGCCAAGAAGGAGGAAAAGUCGCAGCCGGGCGAGGAGCUCGUGAAGGUGAACAAGUGGGACGGAUCGGCGGUGAAGCACGCCCUGGACGAUGCGGUGAAGACCUGCCUGCUGGGCGACCAUCCCCAGCUGAAGGAGCAGUUCGGCCUGGUCAACACCCGGCUGGCCCUCUGCGCCCUCGCCGUGGGCGUGGCCAUCAUGGCCCACGCCUGGGACUUCACCCACCCCUUCCCGCAGUCGCGCCCCGUGCUGCUGUUCAGCGUGCUGGCCUACUUUGCGCUCCUGGGCGUCCUGACCCUCCACUCGAGCUUCCGCGAGCGGGGCACCUUCGCGGUGGCCCUGCAGAAGGAUAAGGAGCGCGAGCGGCUCUGGGAGGCCAGCUCCGACAUGCGCAAGUACGACGACAAGUACCUGCUGACCCUCAGUGUGCGCGACUCCCGGAACGGCAAGCAGCGCAAGCAGAGCAGCACCAAGUCCUGCGCCGCCUUCAUCGAUCAGAACGGCAUCGUCCUGGACAACCUGGUGGCCAACGAGGUCAACCGCCUGUUCAACGCCCUCUCCGCCGACAAGAAGGACAAGUAGCUAGCCCCCCAAGCAGCAGAAGCCGCCAGCUAAGCCGGUUUUUUUUUUUUUUAACUAUAAUAAACCAAAUCCCCACUUUACGUCUCAUUAAACUUUACACUUUUGUGGUAAGCCGA